AUGCCUUGGAUUACACGAUUGAAUAUCGCCAUUGAUACUGCAAAUGCAUUGGACUAUCUUCACUAUUAUGGCAUCAUCCACCGCAAUUUAAAGUCCAGCAAUAUUCUCCUAGAUGUGAACUUUUGUGCUAAAAUUUCUAACCUUCACUUAUCUCAGAAACUCCCAGAUGGAGUUCCUGUCGAUGCCAUCCAUGUUACAAGUGAUAGAAUUGGAUCUUUUGGUUAUGUAGAUCCAGAACAAGUGACAAAAGGUUGGCUUAGUGUCAAAAAUGAUGUUUAUAGCUUUGGAGUGUUGUUGUGUGAGCUUCUAUCAUCAAAGCUGGCAACAUAUUUUGCUUGGAGUGAAGAGAAUAAUCUUGCUACUAUCUUAAGAAGAGAAAUUGAAAGCCAAGCUUUGGUGGAGCUAUUGGAUACAAGACUUGGCUUCCAAACAGACCCGAAGAUCAAGCAGAUGAUGAUUGCUACGGCUGAGCUUGCAUAUUGGUGCUUACAAUGUCCACAAGAAUUAAGGCCAAACAUGGAACAAGUGCUACAGAUUCUCAAUGGCAUAAAACAAGGGAGAUAUGAAAUAAACUCAAUUAAAGCUUUCAAAACAUUCCACCAUGCUGAACUUGAAGAAGCUACUAACCAUUUUGACACUUGCCUUGGAAAGGGAGGGUAUGGCAUUGUCUACUAUGGAAAACUUAAAGAUGGGCGAGAGGUUGCAAUAAAAUGCUUCCAUCAGGAGACAGACAAAACUAUUAAGCAAUUCAUGAAAGAAAUCGAGAUCUUAAGUCUUUUGCACCAUCAAAAUUUGGUUUUACUUUAUGGCUGCAGUUCUCGCCAUAGCAACAAACAUAUGCUAGUGUAUGAGUACAUCUCCAAUGGCACUCUUUCUAAGUAUCUUCAUGAAUCUCCCAGUCCUAAGCUACCAUGGCAUACUAGAUUGAAUAUUGCCAUUGAAACUGCAACUGCUUUGGUAUAUCUUCAUGAAUCAGGUAUCAUCCACCGUGACAUAAAAGGAAGCAAUAUUCUUUUGGAUGAAAAUUUUACUGCUAAGGUUGCAGAUUUUGGACUUUCAAGGUCUCUUCCAGAUUAUGUUACUCAUGUUUCAACUAUUCCAGUAGGAACUAUUGCUUACAUAGAUCCUGAUUACUAUUAUUCUGGGAGGGUCAGUGACAAAAGUGAUGUCUAUAGCUUUGGAGUAGUCUUGUUUCAAAUCAUAUCAUCUAGACCCCCAAGUUUAAUGGAAGGCACAGAUUAUGUUACUCUUGCACAAUUUUCCAUGAGAAAAAUCUUAAACAAGGAAUUAAAUGAGCUAGUGGAUCCAAGUCUUUGUUUUGAUUCUGAUAAAAGCAUUAUGGAUAUGGUAACAGCAGUGGCAGAGUUAGCAUUUCAGUGUGUGCAGUGUCCCAAGGAUCUUAGACCAUCCAUGAAACAGGUGCUAGAGACCCUGGAAGGCAUAAGGAAAGGGUGUUGGGGAUUCAACCAGAUAACCUAGCCUUAAUUCAAUGCUACCACCAAGCCAUAUUAGAAAGAAGGUAUCACAUAAUUCAUUUGGUGAUUUUUUUAUUGCAUUAUCAAAUCUGAGGGUGAAAUAUAAAAUUUCUUGCUGUACAAAUAACCUUUCUUUAUCUUAUACAACUUGUAUUUUAAAUUUUGUUUUGUUUAAAUGAAUUACAAAUGCAUUUUAUUUUUUAUAUGAAACUUUAGAUCUAUUCAUGGUUGAAAUUAAUAUUGAUCUGCUUAAAGAUAGGUGGUAGUAUGAUUUUAAAUUUUGGUUAAUUGCUGGGUUUGUAUGAUUAUGAUUAUUACUAGUGUUAUCUUUAUCUUUGUCUGGGAAAUAAAGAAAAAUAAAUAACAUUAGUAAAAGUUACAAAAGAAAGCAGAGGGAUGGCAACCAGCUUCCCAAUGCACGUCAUCUCAAUCUUCCGCUAGGGAGCCUUUGACAUUGUUUAUUAUGGUAAGGUUUAAGAAAACCCCUUUUAAAUUAAGUAUGUAUGUUGUCUUAACAAAAUUAAUACGCAUUGAUUUUAUAGAAGUACAGUGCAAAUCAAGUUGGUUCUAAGGAAAUUGGACAUCAAUAUAUAGAUAUUCAUUAUUUAAAUCGAACAUUAGUUUUUAUUUAAAAUUUAUGUCUAGAAAUAAAAUAAUACUUGAUUUAUUUCCCGUGUACAUAUAUCCCUUGUAAAUUAACAAAUUGUAAUCCUCCUUGAAUUGAUAUUCACUAAGAAAUAUUUCGAGGUGUGUAAAAUAUAUACAUGCUUUUCUUUUCUUCCAAAUGAUAUAAAUGUAUUUAGUUUUUUUUUUACUGGCAUAAGAAAACUUCAAGAUAGACGUGAGGUUGAAGUCAAAUGUUUCCAUGAAAAUGACACAAUAAUUCAUCAUUUCAAAAAAGAAAUUGAGGUAUUGAAUCUCUUAAGCCAUCUACAUCUUAUCUCAAUGCGUGGUUACAGUUCUAAUCUCAAAGAAGAACUCUUGGUAUAUCAAUACAUCUUCAAUGACACUCUAGCCAUUCAUCUUGGUCAACUAUAUUGAAUAUUGCCAUUGAAAUUGCAAGUGCAUUAGCAUAUCUUCAUGAUUCAGGUAUUAUCCACCGUGAUGGAAAGCCUAGUAAUAUUCCAUUAGAUAAUAACUUUAGUUCUAGAAUUUCAGAUUUUGGGUUCUCACGGUUUCUUCCAUCUUAUCCUACCCAUGCUUCAACUUUUCCACCAGGGACUUAUGUUUAUAUGGAUCAAGAAUACAUUGCAUCAAACAUGGUUAGUGACAAAAGUGAUGUUUAUAGUUUUGGUGUGGUUUUGUUUGAGCUUCUAUCAUCCAAACACCAGCUUUUUUAGAGGGCUCACAGUAUGUUACCCUUGCUACCUUCGCAAUGAACAAAAUCUUGAACAAAGCAUUGGAAGAGCUGGUGGGUCAGAAAAUGUGUUUUGAUUCAAACAAUAAAAUAAUGAAAACAAUAACUGCAGUGGCUGAGUUAGCUAUUUCGAUGUUUGCAGUGUCCAAAGAAUCUUAGGCCAUCUAUGAAACAAGUGUUAAAGACCUUGGAAGGCAUAAAGCAUGAAACAAGGGGAUUUAAUCAGAUAACACGAGUUAAUGUUUCACAUUUUGGAGGGUAUCAAUCAAAAUCUUGAAUUCUUAUUUUUAAUCUCUAAUUAAAGUUUUAAGUGAGCAAAAAGUAUUCUGUAUUAACAUCUAGACUAUUUACCAUUUUGUGAAGUUUAGACCAUAUAAUGUGUAACAACAGUUUCUUUUUCUUUCUUGUGGACGAAAAACUCAGUUGAAAAGUUGCAGAUUUUGGGCACUUGCAAACAUACCGUCUACAAUCAUACAUGUAGAUGUUCGGUUAAUGAAGCAUAACCAAAGUUCCAACUGUAAUUUAACAUUAAAAAAACAAAAGGAAAACAUUAUUAUGAGUUUAAUUUUGAUUCAUUGUUAUUGUAAAGAUUUUUAUUUUAUCAACUAAUUAAAAUACAUCGUGGAUAUAAUAUUUAUAUUAAUUAUUAUAAAUUUAACAUUUUUGAUAAUAUAAUAAUCCAUAAAUAGGUGAUUGUAUAAAAAAAAUCUUUACACUGAUAAUCCAUUUAAAUUAAAUUCUGCUUAUAUAGCAUCUUUGAUAUUUUAUUUUUUUGAUCAAAUAUUUUUUUAUUAACGGCAGGGAAACCUUCACCUCGUUUAGGACCUGUUGUGAUGGGCUGCAAGAUUAAAGUUAAAAAAAACUUACUGGGCCUUGAACAUAGUUGGAUCUCCUCAAGUGACUUAAAAUAAUUUUGACAAAUAAAAAGUGAUUUAAAAUAACUU
Messenger RNA from Abrus precatorius (Indian licorice), 3776 nucleotides. RefSeq names its product LEAF RUST 10 DISEASE-RESISTANCE LOCUS RECEPTOR-LIKE PROTEIN KINASE-like 1.4. The transcript is spliced from 3 exons. NCBI's taxonomy places the organism in Eukaryota, Viridiplantae, Streptophyta, Magnoliopsida, Fabales, Fabaceae. Gene Ontology annotation, biological process: protein phosphorylation. The record is from RefSeq and is a predicted model, not a curated record. Gene Ontology annotation, molecular function: ATP binding; protein kinase activity. Bases 1 to 1479 code for a protein of 492 amino acids.